This is a messenger RNA of Microtus ochrogaster (prairie vole), 7374 nucleotides long. It is a transcript of the gene Urb1, whose product is annotated as URB1 ribosome biogenesis factor. Lineage: Eukaryota; Metazoa; Chordata; Mammalia; Rodentia; Cricetidae. Gene Ontology annotation, biological process: maturation of LSU-rRNA from tricistronic rRNA transcript (SSU-rRNA, 5.8S rRNA, LSU-rRNA); maturation of 5.8S rRNA from tricistronic rRNA transcript (SSU-rRNA, 5.8S rRNA, LSU-rRNA). The record is from RefSeq and is a predicted model, not a curated record. Gene Ontology annotation, cellular component: nucleolus.
UUUGCGAGCGUGCUGCUGUCCAGGGCUGGCGGUUUGGGCCAUGGGGGUCCCCAAGAGGAAGGCGUCCCCCGCGGGCAGAGGCAAGCGAGCCCGUGUGGAGGAGUUCACGGGCGUGCAGUUCAAGACCCAGCUGAGGGACGCGCAGGGCCCAGGGCCUGCUUUGGAAGCCUUUGUCUCUGCUGCCAAGGAGCUACCGCAGGAAGCGACGUGUGAUGUCGUUGAGGGCUACGUCAAGAUUUCCAUGGAGUGUGCGGAGAUUUUCCAGCUCCUGAGUGGAGAGAAGCGGCCUGAGAGUGAAGUGCUGCUGAUAUUUCAGGUUUUUGAGGCCAUACUAUUGAGGACAGCCAGUGAUCUUGCGCAUUUCCAUGUGGUGGGCACCAACAUUGUGAAGAAGCUGCUGAACAACCAUAUGAAGCUCCUGUGUGAAUCCCUCUAUGCCUCUGGUUACAGGUUGGCUCGAGCCUGCCUGGAUCUGAUGGCUGCCAUGGUAACCCAGGGUCCUGAAGCCGCCAGGGAUGUGUGCAGCUGCUUUGAUUUGAAUAAAAAAGCCUUGUAUACCCUGGUGACCAAGAGAGAUUCAAAGGGAGUGCAUGACGUCCGGCUGGCCUACAUCCAGUUCGCCCUCUCCUUCCUAAUUGCGGGUGAUGACAACACCAUCGGGCAAGUGCUGGAGCUAAAAGAAUUUAUCCCCUGUAUUUUUAGCUCAGGCAUAAAGGAGGAUAAGAUUUCUACCGUCAACAUGUUGUUGUCUACACUGAAAACAAAGGUGAUUCACAAUAAAAACAUCACGAAGACCCAGAAGGUGCGCUUCUUUACUGGGCAGCUUCUGAACCACAUCGCCGCUCUCUACAACUGGAAUGGGAUCACAGAUGUCGUCCCUGAAAACCCAGAAAGCGUUGAGGUGUCUGCUGAAGAGGCGGGGAAAGCCAUGGUGAGGGACCUCGUUCAUAACUUCCUGAUAGAUCUCUGUUGUUCUCGAAAGCAUGGGAUUAGUUUUUAUGACGCCUCGUUGGGAACUUCUGGCAGAGGAGGCAACUUGACACUCUUGCACUUCUUGUUGAGUUUGAAAACUGCGGCUGGGGAUGAGCUGGUAGCCAGUCUGGUGGUGAAUAUUCUGAAGGUGUGCCCGGACCUGCUGACAAGAUACUUCAAGGAAGUCACCUUUUCCUUUCUCCCAAGAGUGCAGUCCACUUGGCUAAACAACGUGAAGCUGCUGAACAAGAUCUACGAGGCCCAGCCAGAGAUUUCCCAGGCCUUUUGGACCAGAGAGUUUAUCCCCUUACCAAGACUCCUUGCGAUGGUGAUGGUGACCACAGUGCCUCUGGUGUGCAAUAAGGUCAUGUUCACUCAGGCAUUAAAUUUGGACAGCAUACCUGUGAAACACUCAGCAUUAUCCCUUAUUUCGGUCAUUUUGAAGAGAGCGUUGAAGACAGUUGACCACUGUCUGGAUAAGGACGCUUGGCAAGAUUCCGGCGUGUACACAGCUGAGAUGAUGGAAGAGUUUGUUCAGCUCUUCAGAGAAGCUUUGAGCAAGAUUUUGCCAGAUCUGAACACGGUUAUUUGGGUCUGGCAGUCAUUUAAAAAGCAAGAGGUUAAGCAAGACCAUGGGAAAGGGAAGAAGAGCAAUAACAAGACUCCUGCCGCCUCUAAGGCUGUCCAGCACGAUGAUGCAGAAACCAUCCUUUUGAAAGCUGUUCUGCUCCAGGUCAUAUGCCUCUACCAACAGGUUGUCCCCCACAUGAUCAUGCAGUACAACUUUGACUUCAGCAAACUCCUAAAAGGAAUCAUCUCUGAGCAGGGCCCUCCUAAGGAGGUCCCUCCCAUCUUACAGCACCACAUGCUGAAGGUGGCCCUGGAACUGCCUGCUAGCAAGUUUCUGUGGCUGAAGGCACAGGAAAGCCACGAUGCGGAAAUCAUUGGAGGAGAACGCUCGGUUUUUUACCUGUUGAUGAAGAUGUUUGUGAAUAGUGGCCAUUUGCAGCUCAAGUCAUCCACCAAACUUCUGAUCAUAAAGAUUCUUCGGGACACAGGUGUGUUCGAACACACGUGGAAAGAGCUGGAGCUGUGGCUGGAGCACCUGGAUGGCACUGCAGAAGAGCACAAGGAAGCCGUCAUUCAGUUCCUGGAGCGUAUUUUAUUGACACUGGUGGUGAGUCCUCACUCAUAUACGGACAAAGCUUCUGAGUUUGUUCAGGAAGCCAGCACCCUGCAGGCCACUGUGGGGAAGCAAGAUGCAGAUGAUGUCAGCAUUCCCAUCUCCCAUAUCGAUGAUGUGCUGGACAUGGUGGAUGUCCUGGUGGAAGGCAGUGAAGGCCUGGACGAGGAUAUCGGGUUCCUGUUAGAUGAAGAUAUGAUUCUGCUCACCUUCCCCUUCAGUGCUCUGGUUCCUGCAGCUCUGGAAGCCAGGAAUAAGCUGCUCCUUGGGACAGAAAAUACAGCAGGGGAAAGCAUCUUGGCGUAUCUGAUUAUGGUGCUGACUGACCUUCUCCAUACCCAGAGGGAUCCCCUGGCUCUGUGUCUUCUGCUUCAGUCUUAUGACAAGUUUGAGCCUGCCAGCCCACUCUGCCAUCAGCAGCUUGCCCGGUUUCACAGCUACUACAGCCUCUGGAUUCCCGAGCAAGCCCAGGAGGUCUUGCCGCUGCAGGUGUCCAGCAGCUCUGUACCCCAUGUUCCCCCAGCUUCUUGCUUUUCCACCUUGCUGCAAACAGCGUAUGAGAGCCACACCCUUGGGGACAAGAACGUUCAGACACAGCUGCUAGCUGCUGUCCCAUGUCUAGCUCUGCAGCACAUGGUGCGCUCAGCCAAGCAGGUGCUGCUCUACCUCAGGAGCACGGUGGAGAACUUCGGCCAGCUGGGCAAAAGUGUGGGCCCGGCCUUCCUGCAGCUCCUCCUGGAUCUCCUUAAGCACCUGGUUGUCCACUCUGAGCAGUUGGAUGCCCAGAACCAGCAGAAGGCGGAGGCCAUCCGUGCUGAGUCUGAUCUCUUUUUGGACAUGGAGUCCGUGACAUCACUUGAGCUAGCUGCUGACAAGACAGUAGAAGAGGUGCUGGUGGCCAUCCUUAAACAUCCCACACUGGAGAGUUGGUUCCUAGCCCUGGAGCGGAAAGCCUUGCCUCCACACACGCUCAGCCCCAUCCUUGUGAAGCUCCUAGCAGCCCACUUCAGUGCAGGUGUCCUUCAGCUACUGGUGGCCAGUUCCCCCAUUCUCCAUAAACUGGGUCAGUUGGGUCUCCUGGCAAAGUACUCAGAAGCCAUUACCCAAAGUGUGUUGAAAGAGCUGCGCGCCAGAACGGUGAACUCUGCCACAACACCCAAGACCCUGCCUCAGAUGGAGGCCCUGCGGGAACUGCAUCCGUACAUGGAAAGUGUCCAGAUUCGAGAGGUCACGCUGGCCCUGCUGGGCCUUCCAGAGGCUCACCUGCUGACCCAGCAAGCCGUACAGUCUUCAAAAAAGGAGAGACAACUGAGCAGUCUUGGCAAGACCCUGGUACAGCUAUUGACGAGCAGCCCGCAGGAUCGGCUGCAGCGGAGUGAGCUCCUCUGGUGGGCUGAGUAUGUUCGCGGUCUGGGGGCUCUGCUUCCCACUCUGGCCGAGCAUGAGCUGGACACUGUAUUCCUUCAGACUCUGCAGAGAGACCCUGUGCUGGCCUCUGUGGUCCCAGCUGACCUGCUUGAGUACUGCUUGGUCCAACGGACAGAGGCAGCCCUGGGCAUUGCCAGCCUGCUCCUGCAGCAUAGCAGCACCCACCUACUGAAGUUUGAGCUCUGGUGUGGGCAGCCUGGAGUGGGGCUCCUGCAGGAGCACCUGGAUGACUUCCUCCCCCUUAUCCAUGUGUAUCUCCAGCACAGGACACAAGGAUGCUUCAUGCGGCCAACAAGAGUGUGCUCCGCUGUCACUCCUGUCUUGAAGGCCCUAUGGAGACAAGUGCGAGACAGGUUUUUUCAUGCUGAUGGGCUCUCCAAACAUGAGCUGCAUCUGGAGUCCCUGGCUCAGCUCAUUCCAUUUGCAAGAACCAAAGAUCUGCAUGCUCUCAUGGACCAUUUACCCAGCAUGCUUCGGACUCUGAGUAGUCACAAGAGUUGGAUCGUGGCCGACUCUGUCUCAGCAGCCUUGGCAGAGUCAGCAGAAGAGCUGAGUGCCUGGAGGAAGACUCUUCUGGGGUCCUGUGUGCAGUGGCUGACUAUGUCCUUCAGUGCCAGGGAGCCAGGGGAUGAAAACACCCAGAAACAAGAGAAGCCGAUGCUGCUCCGAUUAAGCGAGUUGUUGCACGCACUUAAAGAAAUUGAACCUGGUGACUGGCAGCAGUUUGUGAAGUCAGGACUCAAAUUUCGGUACCAGGACCUCACCUUUUUGAAGACUCUGCUUGAUGCCACAAAGCUCCUGUAUAGUCCAGAAAGCUCUGUGCACACAAAGCUUGUCCAGCUUCCGGUGGUCCACAUGAUGCUCACCCAGCAUUCUCUGUUUUUGCCAACCAUGCUGACAUCUGGAGAAGAGGAAAAUCUGGACAGUCAAGUAAAAGAAACCCUGGUGGACCUGAUGUCCACAGUGGCGAGGAUAUGCCCUUCUGUCUGUGAGAGCAGCCACUUUGCCGUGCUACUUGGGACCUACAGUGCCACACUCAGUGUCGUGGACCAGAAGAUUUUACUUCUCCUUCGGACAUAUGAGCAGAACAACCUCAGUCUCAUCAGCUUCAGGGUUCUUCUGUGGGGCCCAGCAGCUGUGGAGCAUCACAAGACUUGCCGAAGCCUAGGCAAGUCACUGUGGCAGCAGCCAAGUGUCGGGGACAUCCUCCGCCUCCUGGACCCUGACCAGAUGAUGCAGACCAUCCUGCACUUCCCACAGUACCGGAGGCUGCUGCCCACUGAGGACACAGGGGAGCCGCUGGUGUUUAAGGAUAACACUGCGCGAGUGGACCUUGACCGCCUCUAUGACCCCUGCUUUCUUCUCCAUCUCUUUGGGGAACUGACCAGGCCAGAAUUUGUGGUGGAUUGUCGAAAAUUUUUGGAUUCAAAUGCUCUGGGCCUCACUGUGGCAGCCCUCAGCAGCUAUGACCCCAAGAUGCGUGCUGCAGCCUACUCAGUGCUGGCAGCCUACUACUCACACCUGGAGGGAGCUCGCUUCCGGGAGCAGUCACAAGUUCUGUACCUGCUGGAUGUUGUCCGCAAUGGAAUUAAAGCUCCGAACCUGAGGCUCCCCUUCACCGUGGCUCUUUUCAUUGCCAAGGCAGCAUUGCAGAUCUUGAAACCAGAGGAGCACAUGUACUGGAAGAUCAGCAAGUUCCUGCUAUCGCACGAGAACCUGAACAUGGACAAACUGCCCGGCUUUUACCAGUUCUUCUACAGCUCUGACUUCCAGCAAAAAACAGAACAAGAAUGGGUGUUGGGAAUUCUACGGCAGGGGAUUAGAGACAAACACUGUUAUGAGCUGUGCUCUAGGAGAGGCGUGUUCCACAUCAUUCUGUCGUUCUUCAGCAGCCCCUUGUGUGACGAAGUGGCUAAGAACUGGAUUCUGGAAAUUCUACAGAAUGUUGCCCGUAUCACCAGAUCUGCCUAUGAAGUCAUCCGGGACUAUAGCCUUUUAACAUGGAUUUUACACAUCCUUGAGAGCAGAUUUGUGGAGACUCGGCUGCUCUCCAAUGUGAUCUCCUUGCUGCACACCCUGUGGGUGACCAAUCUCGGCAACAAAGCACCGGAGCAGGGCGGGCAGCCACCGUGCCAACCUGGCUCCCAGGAGUCCCAGAAGAUGCUUGCCCUGCACACUGUCGACGAGUUCCUGUAUGUCCUCAUCGCACUUACAACGCACCUGAGGCCCACCUUGGCCUCUGCCCAGCUGAUCAACUUCUUUUGGACACUUGAGUCUGUGCUGAGUUAUCGGACCACCAUCCUAAAGACCUUCAAGAAUUUGGGUCGAUUGACUGUGAACAAGGUGACACUUUCCACCAAAGAUGUCCUGGUCCUCUUGCAUAAGUGGAGCCUCAUUGAAAGAGACAUGAAGCUCCAAGGAGCCCUGAAAGCCAUCAUUGAGCAGCACCAAGUCAAGGACCUGAUGAAAAUGCUCAAGGAUAAGAACAAGCCUAUGACAGCUGCCCGUGCCAAAGGCCCACGAGGCCGAAGGAAGAGGCAUGGAGAAGUGGAGGAGGCUGCUGAGCCUGAGCUGGAAGCAUCUAGUUUGGCGACAUGCAAGGACCUCCUGAGGGCCACACUGACUCACUGGGGGCCAGUUGUCCCCGUCCUGGGACCCACUCAGGAGUCUGUGGGCCAGGCUGCCCCUGGGAGUAAAGCACCGGACUCUAUUCACGCUGCUGCUUCUUUGGUGGCCAACUGGGUGCUGCGGUCAUUGGCUGAGUGCCCCCUCAGCAGGGCAGAGGUCACAAGACUCCUUGACUGGCUCGAGAGCUACAUUUUGCCACACUCAGUGGUGGUAGCUGACCUUCUCAGGGACAGUGCUGUGACGAGUGGCAUCUUUAGGCUGUAUAAUCGCCACUGCAGUGUCCAGGGCCUGGCAGAGCCUGUGCAGGAUGUGGCCUGCAAGUUUAACACUAUCAUGCUGCAGCUGUUGGCGGCCCGGGGCCAGAUAGAUAGCCCUUUCCAUCCAGUGGUGGAAGCCCUGUGCCUUGAUUGUCUGGACGAAAAGGAUGAAGCCAAACGAGCUCCCACAGUAUUCCUGGUGUCUCUGUAUGUUAAGGACAUCUGGCUGGGGGCCCAGCAGCCAGACACCUUCCUCGCUCACGUCAGAAUGGCCCGUGAGACUGCAAAGCCACAUGGUGAGGCGGAGGCCAUUGUUGCACUCUGCAGGAACAUCGACUCCUCCAUCCAGACAGACGCUUGACUCACCCCUGCUGACCAGCUCCCCAGCAGCCUCCAGAAAGUCUAGGCCAAGGUUUCCAGGAGGCGUGAACUGAUACAUUCAACUACUUACAGAAAGAAAGGUUACGGGGACUGAAUUAGCUGACCAACAAGAGGCUCAGGUGCUGACCUUACAGCCACAGUUGUAGUAGCUGGGCACUACCAGGCCAUGAUCUCACAGAGCGUUCAGAUGGCUGCCACCCUCCUGGCAGAGGACGCUCCUGGGUGGUACUCGUAGGUCCAGGAUGGGUUCACGGUGUUGGAGCUGAAACGUGAAAGCCCGUGUCUUUGGAUGCACAUGGCAGAUGGUUACAGUUGUCUCUGUGAGACGGCAUAGGGCGCUUCCCGUGACAAAGUGAGCGAGCUCCUGUCUAUGUUUGCUGUUGAUUUAAAUAUGGUACACUGUGCCCCUAAAGUAAAAUGCCUUCACCUCUACUUUGGGAAGACAGUCUAUUUUUUUAAGUUAUAUUUCAAAGAGGAUUUUGAGUUUAUAAUGUUUUGAUAAUAAAUAGCAAUUUUUGUGAGUCA